AAAUACACCGAAGCAGAAAAUUAAGAGAAACAAAGAAGAAGAUGGUAGGGUUUGAGAACGCCAAGAAAUCCGACAACGGUUCUAACAAUAAGAACCCCUUGUCCGAGGCCGUCAUCAAUCUCGAUCAAGGGGAUCCGAAGGUGUUCGAGGAGUACUGGAGGAAGAUGGGGGACAAGUGUACGGUGGAGAUCAAGGGAUGGGAAAUGAUGAGUUACUUCAGCGACUUGAAGAACUUGUGUUGGUACGUGCUGCCGGAGCUGGACCAAGCCAUCCGAGGGAUUCACGCUGCGGUCGGAAACGCGACGACUGAGGGACGAUACAUAGUGGUGGGGAAUGGAUCCACUCAGCUCUGCCAGGCCGCCAUUCACUCCCUCGCCUCCCUCCAUUCCUCCCAUCCCGUCAGCGUCGUCGCCGCCUCUCCCUUUUACUCCACAUACUCGGAGGAGACGUCGUAUCAAAGAUCGGAGAUAUACAGAUGGGAAGGGGACGCGAUGAGCUUCGACAAGGAGGGGCCAUACAUAGAGCUGGUGACGUCACCCAACAACCCAGACGGGACCAUAAGGGAACAAGUGGUGAAGAAGCCCGACGGCAACGCCAUCUACGACUUCGCAUACUACUGGCCUCACUACACUCCCAUCACCCACUCCCCUGACCAUGACGUCAUGCUCUUCACUUUCUCCAAAAUCACCGGCCACGCCGGCUCCCGCAUCGGGUGGGCGAUUGUGAAGGACAAAGAAGUGGCGAAGAAGAUGGUGUAUUACUUAUUGCUGAACUCCAUAGGGGUGUCGAAGGAGUCACAGAUAAGAGCGGCAAAGAUCCUCAAUGUGAUGAAGGAGACAUGCCAGUCGGAGACAGAGAGCGUCUUCGAGUUCGGGAGAGACAAAUUGAAGAAGAGGUGGGAGAUGCUUCGAGAGGUUGUCGACCAGACCCACAUCUUCUCUCUCCCUAGCUACCCCGAAGCCUUUUGCAACUUCUUCCAAAAACCCAUCCAAACAUACCCAGGGUUUGCAUGGUUGGGGUGGAACGAGGAGAGUGACCUGGCGAGCCUCUUCAGGAAUCAGAAGGUUCUGACUCGCCCUGGCAGCAUGUGUGGUUCUGACAAUAAGUACGUCCGAGUCAGCUUGUUCUCCGAUGACGCUGUCUUCUCCGUCUUCCUCCAAAGGCUUGCCUCCAUCACCACCGAUUCCAUCCAUUAAUUCUCCGAUACGAAGAUAUCGAUCCGAUGUGGCUUACCUUAUGAUUCCGUCUUUACCUAAUAAUAAGUAGUAAUAAUAAUAAUAAUAAUAAUAAUAAUAUUAUUAUUAUUAUUAUUAUUAUUAUUACUACUUAUUAUUAGGUAAAGACGGAAUCAUAAGGUAAGCCACAUCGGAUCGAUAUCUUCGUAU
Molecule: messenger RNA, 1385 nt
Organism: Tarenaya hassleriana
Lineage: Eukaryota; Viridiplantae; Streptophyta; Magnoliopsida; Brassicales; Cleomaceae
Product: L-tryptophan--pyruvate aminotransferase 1-like
Exons: 5
Coding region: 42-1196 (384 amino acids)
Biological process (GO): amino acid metabolic process
Molecular function (GO): transaminase activity; carbon-sulfur lyase activity
Source: RefSeq, a predicted model, not a curated record